Messenger RNA from Pelobates fuscus (common spadefoot toad), 3741 nucleotides. RefSeq names its product cilia and flagella associated protein 100 (gene CFAP100). The coding region runs from base 83 to 1909 and encodes 608 amino acids. NCBI's taxonomy places the organism in Eukaryota, Metazoa, Chordata, Amphibia, Anura, Pelobatidae. The transcript has 16 exons. The record is from RefSeq and is a predicted model, not a curated record.
CACUCUGUCGAAAGGUAGAUGUCACCAUAAAGAGGGAACUGUAUACAUUUACUUUAUAAUAGAGAGGACCCUAAGUGGCAGAAUGUCCUCCUUAUCUCUAGAACGAUCCACUUUAUCGCGGGAAACAACAUCCUCUGGUCUUGGAUCAAGGCUGGCUCACACUGCAUCCCAUCUGUCUACCCAGCGAUCCAAUGCGAACUCUGCCAAGUCCGGAUCAGAUGUCAAAUCUACGAUUUCAGGUCAUACAAAGAAAAAAAACAACCUGGAACAAAAUCCAUUUAAAAUCCCUCCAGAUGUUGAUUUCUUCCUUAUUCGAGACCAAGAAAAAGAGAAGAAGCAGAAAGAGAAAGAACGUAACAAGAACCUAAAAGUUCAUGAAAAGACUACAUAUACAACACAAAUGAAUGCAAAACUGGCUGGGCUUCGAAAAGCGAUGGAAAAAGAGGAGCUGGAAGAAAUUGGAGAGGAAAUAGAAAAAACUGUUGCCAUACGACAAAACCCGUCAUGGAAAGUGUCAAUUACAAAAGACAAGCAGGCACAUAAAGAAAGUCUCCAUGAAUUCAUCGACAAGAAGAGGGAAAUGUUCCUUCUGCAGUAUUCUCUUACAGUAAAGCGAGAUGUAAUCCAGACGCUGGAGGCACAGGCUGCAGCCGAGGAGAUGAAACUGGAGAAGGCUGAGCAGUUUCUAGAGGAAGACGCCUUACGGUUCGAUGAGUUUCUGAAGCAAAAUGAUAAGAAUUCCGUGGAGGCCUUAAAGCAAGCUGAGAAGGAAACAAAGCUGAAGAUGGAACGAGUGGCCCAAAUCAAGAGUCAGUCAGCACAGAUGGUGAAUAUCAAGAGUGACAUCUCCAAAUGCGAGGAAAUUCUACGGGAGUAUCUGAUGUACAAAGAUUUCCUCUUUAAGCUGUCACCCAAGGAAUGGCAAGAAGACGUGCUAAAGAGAAAGGCAGAAAGAAAGAAAUCCGCAGCUACUGUGUCCAAAGAAAAGCGAGGUUCAGAAAGUAAAGUUUCUCUGUCUCCUGUUCCUGUUAAGAAGGCAGAGAGCAGAUCUUCCGGUCAAGUUAUCCAAAGUCGUGAUUCCACAAGAGAUAUUCGUCAGCCUUCGAGACACAGCACAAAAACUGUGGGUUCUAAAAAGACGAGCAAUACAGCUUUUCUGGUGGAGGAAAAGGAAAUCCCAGAAAACCCGAUAUAUUCAGACAGCGAUGAGGAACCGGAGCUGUACUUCACAGACCCUCAGCAACUGCUCAAAAUCUUCUCAGAGCUGGAGGAGCAGAAUUUGUCCUUAAUCCAAAACUCUCAGGAGACAGAGGAGGCACUUGAGGAGAUCAAACAUACCAUUUCCAGCACCAAGGAGAAAAUGGAGAAAGAGACUCAGCAACUCGAAGAUCACAUUGACCAACUCAAAGCAGCUAUUACCCUGGAAGAAGAAAGAGCUGCUGAUUUAGAACUAAAGUCCAGAGUUUUUGCAUUUGGGCAGUACAAAUCUGAGGAUCAGGACAACAUGCUGGCAUCUCUCAGCAAAAAGGUGGAAGAUGUAUAUCAGGCCUGCAUUGGAGAGAACAGAGGAAACCUCAAUGCCCUUCAGAUGCUAAUGAUAAUUGAGCACCAGUUGGAGGAGCUACUGGAUAACAUUGAGGUGAUCCCCAAGGAUAGGAUUGAAGUUGCAGAGAAGGCCAAAGAGAAAGAGAGAAGACUGAGGCUGAGAGAGGAGAAGAUUAAACAGCAGAAGCUCCACCAGGAGGAAAGGCUGCGCAAGGCACUACAAAGAGCACAGGCUGAUCCCAAAAAAACAACUGGGAGGAAAUUGAUGGCUCGCUCUGAUCCACCAGCCCUGAAACUCAAGCUCGAUAAAGACCAGGACAUAAUAGACAAGGAGAAGGAAGAAGCUUUGCUUUUUUUCAGCUAGUUUUGUCUUACAGGGUCCAGAUGUACAAUGUGACCUGCUCGUAUGGAAUGGAAAUGGACAUGAAUAUGUAAGGAAUGUAACUUACCUCCACCAUUAUUAACCAGGCCAGGACCCCUCCUGGGCAAUCAGCACUCAGAAUCAUUCACUCAAAGAAAUAUUCCAAGCUCCAUAACCACUACUGCUGGUACCAUCCUUAAGUAGUAAAAUUGUUCAAGGACCACUAGUGUUACGAAUACAAAACUCAAUCCCUAACACUACAGCAUUCCGCUGCCUCCAAAGCCCCCGUCCAGGAAAGGUGUAAAUAACCCUUUCAGUCACUUACCUGUUUCCAGUGCCAAAGUCCCUCGGUGCUGGAUCUGUCGUCUUUCUGGACGUCAGCCGAUGGGAGGAACCUAAUGCUUGGCAAGUGCCCACACGCAUUAGCCUUCCCCACAGGCAAGCAUUGGAUAGGGGGAUUUAGAAGACACUGGACAUCCUCAAGCAAAGUGUGAGGACAUCCAUUGUCCUUUCAUGGAGUUAAACCCUGGUAGAGGCAGUCUUAACCCUAGUCUCUGAAACUGCAAUGUUUUAUAUUGCAAGGAUAAGGGGACAGUGACAUUGCACCUAGACCACUUCAAUGCAAUGAAGUGGUCUGGGUGCCUGUAGUGUCACUCUAAAUUACAUAGUGACACCUUACCUGGGUCUGGCUGGGCACUUCUGGCCACUUCCCCUGCAUCUGGUCUUGCUUUUGAGGGAGCAUAAUGGUUGUUCCUUAAAGCAAAGCAUGGACAAUUUAGGAUUGAAAACAUUAUCUGAGACCAUGAUCUGAGUGCUUUCAGCCAGUGAAUGCACUCCUGCAUCAGCAUAGGUUUAUUCUACAGACCCACCUGACUUAAUAUGGCGUAGGUACCCAAGAAACCAAAGUUGUUGAAAUGUACUAAAACAGUUUGACUACUUUCUGUAAAACAUCAUGCUAGUUAAUUAACUAAACACUGAAUAUUAGUGAUUUGGAAUCCACACUGCAAAAUUGAGACAAAACGUUUUAGGGUCAAACCAAUAAUCUGAGACUAUAGUGGAGUUACAGUGUUUAUCAAACUUAGUACUUUUUGUCUGAAUUUUACAAUUUGGAGUUCAUUUCACUUCUAUUUGGUGUUUAGUGAAUAAACGUAUUCCAGAUAAAAAGACUGACGCAUUAAAGACACUGCAAUCAUUAUGUCACAGCAUCACGCUAAGAACAAUUCAGCAAUUAAAAGAGCGCUGUGUCAAAUGAUAAGAUUUAUAAAGAGUUAAACAUACUGUAAGUGUUGGAGAGACUUAGGAUUAGCGUUGAGGCAGUAUUAUUAGAUACUUAAGGUAAAGAUUAGAAUAAAGGGGUGUUUGGAUUGGAGAGGUUUAAGGUAAAGGCCAACCAUCCUAACAAUUUUGCAAGCCCCCCUCAUCCACAUCGGAUUAGCACCACAUACAUAGGUAGCAAUUUACAUAUAAUCAAGUAGACAAUUUUGCAUACAGAUUUAUUCAUGCAUAACUUGCCAUACAAACACAAUCUCACACACAGACAUAAAGAAAACACAGAUGCACAAACAAAGGUAUAAACUUGCUCAGAGAUACCCACUAGCACAAUAGACACACUAUAGCAAACAUAUGCAUUCUUGUGCACAUAGAUUGUAAAACUCAUGCAGACACAAACACGCAGACAUCCAUGGACAAAUGCAAACACACACAUGCACAACUUUAUUCACCCUACCUAUGCUAACUUUACUCAGAAAGGGGCUUUCUGUUGUCACUAGUGUCUCGUGUUUUGGGAAAUGAUAAUGCUGCCCUCUUGCUCCUUCGGGGCUGAUUGCAUGUCAUGC